GCCGGAAUCACUGAAGGUGAUCAUCGCCGAUUCAGAAAAUAUCGGUUACUUUCAGUAAAGCUUUCAUCAUUUCGUUUCAAAAAGGUGUACUUGUCUACACGGCUCCCCGCUGUUUCCCCUCCCUCUUGUUUCCUUCUCUCUCCCGAGUCCCGAAAGCUUGGGGAUUUCGACAUUUUAGUAGAGCUUUUGAGUUUCUUAUUUGGGAAACCAACUUCCUGUUGAUUAAGAUUUCUUACAUUCGCCAAGCAAAUCUCUGGACACCUCCAGCAUUUCAAAUGUCAGACAAUUGGUUCAAACUGUUAAUAGCCAUCCCACCAUAUGAAUAUUUCAGUUUUAGCUGCUGCUUCAUCCCUGUGAUACAGAUAGAGAAGAACAUUAUGAUUUUGCCAUUUUGGUGUGAGCAAAGCAAGACAUAACUGUGCGUUGUGGGUCAUUUACAUGGGACAUUGGAGGCCUAAUGAGCUCUGCCCCUAAUUGGAGUUAAACUAUGCAUAGAGAAUGUGUUCUUGCUUACUGACUUAUCAGGUUUCAGACACUACCUGUUAAAAUUUUCAUCUGUGAUUAUGUUCUCUGUUCCAGUUGUCUUGGUUUGCUUUCAUUAUUUCUAUGCAUGUCUAGGAAUCACCUAAAUAACCGAAAUAUUGUGUGUUAUGAAGUGUUUUGUUAAGAAAGAUAGAGAAGACCAGAAUGACCCUACCACAUCCAAGUUCCUUGAAACUUUACUCACUGUAUAUCAUGAUCCAGAUUUGAUGCCAAUCCAAUAUUCCCUGGUGCUCUAGCUGCUGAAGUUUGAAGUUGCCAUAUCUAGUUCCAAUGUUCCAGGUUUACUAGCUGGAUCUUGGUCCCUCUGUCUGCUAUUGGACCAACAGAUCAGUGUAGAUAUCCUCUGAAAAAUCCAGAUUGAAGUAGCGGUGAACAAAUGGCAUAUACCUAGGUUUCCAUACAGCAUAUCUGAUGGCUGCUACAUCAGUAAUUCUACUGCAAAUGCUUCUGAUUACUUGACAACUUGACAACAAGUCUCGAGUCAUGUUUAACAGAGAAGGAAGAUUCUAGUGGGAGAGAUUUGGGGUUGGAUUAUUUCAGUUUCUGUGAUGCUGCUCAAUCUUCCAGGUGUGAAGACAUUGUUGAAGAAGGACCUGAUAUGGAAGCACUGGAUUUUCAUUUUGUGGAUGAUAUUGGAUCAUCCAGUUACUACUCUCCCUUUGAGAUGGCUGAAGAGAUUGAAGAGCCAGUGGAGUCAGAAUUUAUCGGACGAGACCUCAAUGUUAAGAGCUGCCAUGAAGAGAAUGAAGUAUGAGAGGAAGUAUAUGAUUUUGCAAAAUAAAAAUUGCUGGUAAUAAGUUUCAAAAACAACGUUGGGUAUCAUCCUAUUUAAAAAUCACCUCGCUGUGUAGAAGUAUAAGUACAAAUUAUAUGAACCAUCAAAGAAAGCAUAUAUAGGAUA
Molecule: messenger RNA, 1444 nt
Organism: Rubroshorea leprosula
Lineage: Eukaryota; Viridiplantae; Streptophyta; Magnoliopsida; Malvales; Dipterocarpaceae
Source: the annotation of a GenBank genome assembly